This is a messenger RNA of Hemicordylus capensis (graceful crag lizard), 5996 nucleotides long. RefSeq names its product interferon alpha and beta receptor subunit 1 (gene IFNAR1). The record is from RefSeq and is a predicted model, not a curated record. Gene Ontology annotation, molecular function: protein binding. The transcript is spliced from 11 exons. Bases 164 to 1834 code for a protein of 556 amino acids. Lineage: Eukaryota; Metazoa; Chordata; Lepidosauria; Squamata; Cordylidae.
CGGAAAUCGAGAAAGAGGAGGGUGUCGGUGGCGUCUGUUGCUUUCUUGUUAUGAGAAAUGUCACUGUCACGUGGUGAGGCUGGCUUGAAGAUGGUGGCGGCGGCAUCAGCGUCUGGUGACAGCCUUUGUUAGUUGGAAGCAUCUCUUUACUCUUGAGCUAGACAUGAGAGGAGCGAGCGCCGUGUACGUGGUCGUAGCAGCGCUGAGAAUUAUUCCUUUUUGUUCUAGUGACCUCGCUCUCUAUGCUGGGCCGAUGUGUCUGCAGCAGCCUCAGAAUGUUAGUGUUCACAUUGUUGACAGAAAUAUCAUUCUGAAAUGGGACUGGGAUAAUCCAUGUGGCCUCAAUGUAACCUUUUCAGCAUGGUACCAACAAGCGCCAUCGGAUUAUGAGAUGAAACUUGAAAGCUGGAGAGUUGCUUCUGAGUGUCUGAAUGUAACAGUCACAGAAUGCGACCUCUCAUCAACAAUAGUGAAUUAUCUUGAGAUCUAUACAGUUAACCUAACUGUGGAAUCAGAGGGAAAUCGCUCUCCAUGGGCUUCUUUAGAAUUUAAUCCUUUUUAUAAAGCUGUAAUUGGCCCUCCAGAAGUACAGCUGAAAUCAGUUGAUGAAGGAGUGAAAAUCAACAUUAUACAUGCAGAAGCAACACAGGCAAUGUGGGAACUGGAAACUUUUAACUAUAAGCUAACUAUCUGGAAAAACUCAUCCAGUCCUGAGGAAAAAACACAAGAUAUUUGGCCAGGACAGAUAAUUGAUGAUCUUGAGCCAGGGACUACUUAUUGUUUGAAAGUUAAAGCACAUCUAUCAGAACACAAUGGGUUAUAUAGUCCAAUAACCUGUAUACAAACUAAAGCUCGAGUUGGUCUUCCUCGUCCCACUAAUCUUCGUGUUCAUGCUUUGGAUACAGAAUACGUCUUGUACUGGGAUGAUCUAUAUGAUGGAAAUGUGAACUUCAUGGUACAGCUCAUGCUAGGGUUCAAAAAACGUGUUAGUCAUGAUAUCUCAAAGGAGUGGGAACCUGUAUCUGGAUGUGAAAACACCACAAGAAUACACUGCGACUUCUCAUCUGCUGUCCGGCCCAAUGGAAUUUCCUAUCUCCGUGUACAGGCUAUGAAUGGUCAUAACAAAUCACCGUGGUCUGAAGAGCUACAAUUUGUACCUAAAGAACACAAUGAAAUGGGCCCACCAGGAGUCUCCGUUGAUGCCAGUGAAGACGUCCUCUAUGUUUCCAUCGAGCCUCCCAGAAACAGCAUUAAACUAUAUGUUGAUUUGUCAUACCGAACUUGGUACUGGGAAGCAUCUUCAAAUGCCAAGAGGGCACAUGAAUAUAAAUCAGCACCAUUCACAAUCUCAGGCUUGACCCCUUCAACUUUAUACUGUUUAAAAGUGCAAGCAUUCACUCGAAUAUAUAACAAAAGUAGUGCGUUCAGCAAUGUGACCUGCAUGGCAACAGAUAAUGGACCAUCUUCAUAUCCAGCCACUAUAAUCUUUGCCAUUACUCUGACUGUUUGUAUUUUUACAGCAGGCUUGAUCUACCUUAUAUAUCGUUUUUGCAGACCAAUCAAAGAUGCAUUCUUUCCAUCAUGCAGUCCUCCAAAGAUCAUAGAGAGCAUUGGAGGAAAAAAUGUUAUGAGUUCCUAUUUGCUCACUGCAGAAGAGCCAACAGAAAGCUGUGUGGUCAUAGUUGACAAUAGAGUUACAAAUGAAAUUAACCUGCUUGACACUGAAGACAACAAGCAGUCGGAUCAUAGCAGCCAAGACUCAGGAAACUAUUCCAAUGACGAUAUAUCUGGAAAUAAGGAAUCCCAUGAAACCUCAGAACAGGAAACAGGAUGAUUGGAGAAGAAUGGAUAGAAGCCACUUCUAUCAACAGUGAUAGAAGUCACUGUUCCAAUGAAAGGAACAGUGCAACUAGCACCUUACUAGUUAUAACCAUUGUUACUGCUGUUACAGCAGAUAUAAGCAAGGCUUGGGGCCAAAAAGCAGACUGACAGCUAACUCUUGCACCAAAGAGUUUGUUUUGUGUACUGCUACUGGAAAAAUGGCUGGAAUGUGAAGAACAAAUCUGAUUUGAUUUCUUUACCUAUAACAUAAUAGGGAAAUAUUAAAUCCCAUGUUGGUUGCUGGUUAGUGCUUAAAUUACUGGCUAGCAUUCAGACUAAUGUCAUGGCAGUGCAACAGUGUUUUCUGUUGAAUAAGCGGGAGAUUUUCAACAAUCCUCCCCCACCACUUCCAUCUGCAGCUGCCUGAGGAUUGUGGGACCCUUGAGGACAUAUUUUCAGUAGACGCAAGUUGCUGCAGGGGGAAUUGCUGAAAAUUGCCCCUUGCUCUCUUGCAAGAUGGAAAACACUCUUCCGCCAGCAAUGUUACUCUGGCUGUCGGCUGCUGUUUACAUGCGUGUGUGUUUAAGUACAAAUAGAAUUCUGAGAAAAUAGUAAAUCUAGACUGUUAUAGAUACUAAGUUGCUUUGUUCAAUAUUAACUGUGAGUAUACUGAUGUUUCCCAAAAACGUAUUGGAAGGCUAGCCACAAGCAUGAGGAAAAUUCUGCUCUGUACAAAUAUUUGACUUUCUUUAAAAUAUUGUUGAUUAAUGUUGACGUUUACAAAGCACAUUUUGAGCACAGUGCCAUUGGUGCCUUCUUGUGUGCCUUCUCAAGAUCAUCAUUUCUCACAAUGCCAUCAUGAUUGGCUAAUAAUGACAAGUAUUAGAGUUGGGUAAGUUUUCUCCAGACCUCUUUGGAGAAGUGAAGCAGGUGAAAGGUGUUGAAAGCAAAGCCUUGGUGAGUCUUGGGGUAGUCAUUAUUAUAGCCAGUAUCUCUAUUAAUAGCAUCAAACUUAUUAAUGCUACAAUAAGUAAUGGGAUAUUUAAGUUUUUAUGUCUUAGGGCAUAUAUGUCCAGUGCAUUUUAAUUUUAACAGAAGUAAAGAUAAAUAGGAGGAUAUUUUUGGGUAUUUUCUACCAAUUCAGUUGCAGUUGAAAGUGUGUAACAAUUUUUGGAAAUCGAGUCUUGGGGGGUAUAAAAAAGACCAGGAUGUACUGUGUAAUUGUUGGUAAGUGGUCUCUAGACAUUUCAUUUUCCCUGCUCUUGGGUAAAGGGGAAAAAUCAUUAGCCAGUUGUCAAAAAUACCAAGCUUGGUUUAUAACUAAAUGGGAAACAGCACUAGUUUAGUCUAGAUAAUUUUUAGGAAACUAGGAUAGUUUUCAUACUGUGUUCUUCUGUUAACUAAUGCCAAUAAAUAAGUUAGACCUCAACUACUGACCAAGCUGUCAGUGUUUCUCUGAACCAUUUUUAACAAGUUGUUCUAGUAAGAACUAAUCUGCCUACGUUUCUUUCACUAUCCCUACAGCUGGACUAAAUUUGGGCCAAAUUGGUUAGGCAGUUCACAGGUUAACCCACUGGCACCUCAAACAUUCAUGCAUCUGCCAUCUUGAAUUGGGGUGGAUGACAUCAUCACAGUGUACCUACAACUGUACCAAAUUUGAUGUCCCUGUGUGUCCCUACAGCUGUACCAAUGUGGUCCAAACUGGUUCCUACUUGCACUUCAAAUGUCCAUGUGUCCGCCAUCUUUAAUCAGGAUGGAUGACAUCAUUACAAACUACUUAUUUAUCUCCCUCUCACCACCACUCCCUGUAGCACUAAAAUAAGUAAAAGGAUUUUCACUUCCCGUGUUUCCCUAUAUUUGGUCUGUAUAGGUGCCUACCAAGCUUAUGAAGGUGGAGCAGUCUGUGUGGUCAUGUUCACAUUGGUUGCAGAAUUCAGUCUCUUGCUUUUGCUACUGCAAUUGACUUGUGCCAUUCUUAAUUACCCCUUACUGCUGGGCUUUGUUUUUAGACAGGUAGAAGACACCCUUUUUAGACAGGUAGAAGGGGUAGUGCAUUAUUAUAAUUUGAAAGGAUAAUAAACAGUGCCUUUUUAAAAUUGUUUAGCUUAACAGAACCAAGUAUAAGGCACUGAAAACUCCAUAUGAUAAAGUAAGAGAUCUUUAAAUCCUGAUAUAUAUGGCUAUUUUGGCUUUUGUUUUAACUCUUCCAAUUUAAAAGGGCCAUGCAUGCUUCAAAGGAACAAAUGGCAAUAUUAAUUUUCAAGGUAUUUUCAUCUGCUGACUUUGGAGAGUUCACGGGUCUGAACCUCAUUUGCUGUAAGAAUGAAACCCACAUGUUGCUUCACUUUCACCUAUCCAUUCUGAGGAAGAGCAGCAAACAAUGCUAGUCCUCUGCUUGAAAAAUGUUCAUGCAUUAUAUAGAAUAUAAAGAUUCUAUCUGUGUAAUGGAAUUUGUAAUGGAAUAGUGUUGGAGGACCCAGUACAAAAAACCCACUGAAUCCUAAACUCAGUGAUCACUCUUGAGCAAUUACCAAAUUUCAUAGGAUUGCUGUGAAGAUUAAAAUGGAUUAAGGAUAUAGUGUUAUAAUCCAUCCUGAGCCCUUGAGCUAAGGUGGAAAUGGAAUAUAAACAAACCAUAAUGGUUUUGUGUAUUGGAUUUAUUUUAGUAGCAUCUACAUUCUGUUACAAUGUAUUCAACAUUUCAAUUUUUUAGAUGCAAUUUUUAUUUGCUAACAGACUUCACAUACACAAAUAAAUAAUGCUGGAGCCAACUGGUUUUAUUGUAAUCUGUCCCAAGCAGCUUUAUCUCAAUAACUUGUUAUGCAAAGUAAUAAAUCAGUAGAAUCGGCUGUAAGAGGAGACAUACAUACUCACUCACUCCUGCUAAGGGGGAAAAGAAGCACCUUUCAAAGUGGUGUCAAAAAUUGCCACUUCUCCAGUGCAUCAGUGCAGUUAGUCUAGAAGUGCUAAGUGCCCGUUCUAAGUACCGCUGCACUGGUGCUUCCUUGGUCUGAAUGUCAGCAAGUAAGAAUUUUGUUAAAGUAUGGAAAAAUCUUGAUCUGUUAAAAAUGCUGACAGAACAGUGGGGGAAGUGUUGUGCUUUCUUUUAAAUACAAAAAAACUUAGAAGCAGGACAUGGUAAGAAUCUAGCUCCAGUAAAAACAGCCAGCCACUAUCAGUCAUAUUGGAUCAACUAAUCAAAUUCUGGAUGGAUAGAACAAUACAUUCUUUUAUGAAGUUUUAGGCCUUAAUCCAAGGACAGUCAGUCAUGCGCUCAGUUGUUAAAAUUAGUCAUAACGAAACUACUACUUUUAUGAAUAUUAAUAUACCACUCUUCAACCAAAGUUCUCAAAGCAGUUUACAUGGAAAAGUAAAUACAUAAAUAAGAUGGCCCCCUGUCCCCAAAGGCUCACAACUGAGCCCAAAGAGAUUAAAUAAUUUGGUUUCAGUGGUGCUUAAGCAUGACUAAUUUAUCUGAGGCCACAGUCACAAGGCCAGGGAAAUAAUAAAAGAAUAACAGGAGCCUGGAGUAGCAAUCCUAUGCACACUGAUUUAGGGGUAAUCUCCUCUUAAAUUCUGUUGCAUUCAGCAAGCAUGCAUGGGUGUUACAAAAAUUUCAGUCUUAGGUUUAUGUUAGAAACUGGGAUUAAAAGGAAUUUAUCCUCAAAUAAAUAAACCCAGAUGUCUUAAUAUAUAACAUCAAAAUAAGUAUGGGAAAGGACUGCUCUGGAUUAGUUAAUGUUACUAAUAUUGUCUGCAAGUAAAUUGAUUUUAAACUAAGCAAUGGUUAUUCACAUCGUUUUGAAUAUAUUCAUCCAUUCUAAUCGCCUCUGAUAAAGGCUCAAGUGAGAAUGCAAAGAAAGGAGAGGACAGCCAUUGGCUAUUAAAACAUUCAAAUACAAAACAUUAACCCUUGGUAACUUGGCAAAGAGGCACCUUUUAAUGUGGUGAUUCUCUUUAUUUAGCAGGGGGAGAGUAACUGGUCCUAUCCAACACCAGCACAGUACCUCCCGUGACUCUUGCUGGUGUCUAUUUUAUGUUUCUUUUUAGAUUGUGAGCCCUUCGGGGACAGGGAUCCAUCUUAUUUAUUAUUUCUCCGUGUAAACCACCCUGAGCCUUUUUUGGAAAGGCAGUAUAGAAAUAGAAUAAAUCAAUAAUAAAUACUUGUCCAUUGA